Messenger RNA from Antrostomus carolinensis (chuck-will's-widow), 333 nucleotides. Its product is annotated as protocadherin beta-13-like. The record is from RefSeq and is a predicted model, not a curated record. NCBI's taxonomy places the organism in Eukaryota, Metazoa, Chordata, Aves, Caprimulgiformes, Caprimulgidae. The transcript has a single exon. The annotation marks the transcript as partial.
UUGCGGGGCAGCGAGGAGGCGCCGGUCGCCGAGCCCGACGGGCCGCUCACCCUCUACCUCGUCGCCUGCCUGGCCAGCGUGUCCGCGCUGUUCCUGGCCACCGCGGUGGCUGCGGCGGUGCUGAAGGUGCGACGGGCCAGGCGGAGCGAGGCGGAGCCCUUGCCCACGUUCCCGCCGGCUGGCACGGAGAGCGACGCGGGCUCCCUGCCCCGCACCUACCUCUACGACGUCUGCUUCGCCGCCGGGACCGUCAACAGCGAGUUUCGGUUCCUCAAGCCCCUCUUGCCCUGCUUCCCCGCCGAGCUGCCGCCCGGGCCGGGCCAGCAGCGAAGC